AGCUUAUCAGACACCUUCCGUUCAGGUAUGCAUGGUAAAUGCCAGAGCCAUGGGUGCAGAUCAGGUUGAUGUCUAUGAAGACUUCCUUCUUCAGCCCUAGCAGUGUCACCACAUCAGUACAGAUAAGAGGGAGGCGAGGUGUGCCUUCUUCCCCAAGCCUUCCCAAUGAGUGCCAGGAUCUCCAAGCAGCUGAGGCUCUCCAUGCCCCCUUGCUUGCUGAAUAGGACCUCUUCCACCAACACCACCAGCUGUGUGACCGAAGUGGAGCCUUUGUUCCAGUCCUUCUCCUCCACUCUGGUCCUGAUCGUCCUGGCCACUGUGAUCUUCUGCCUGGUGGUUCUGUCCCUCAGCACCUUCCACCUGCACAAGAGCAAGAUGAAAAAACGUAAAAUAGAGAAAGCCCAGGAAGAAUACGAGAGGGAUAACUGCAGCCCCAAGGCAGAAAGGGGCAACAGACAGCCAAGUAAGGCUCAAGACCCUGGUGGCCAUGACUCCCCCGAAAUCCAGAGAAGAGACCAGAGCCCCAUCAAUCCCUAUGCCAGGGUGACCGAGCAGCCUCAAAGGGAAGCUUUAAUUUUGGACAAUGCCAAUGAGGACUUGCUGCAAUCCGUGGUCUUGUCAUGAUCUUGAGGGCACUAAGAGGCACUGUGUUGUACAUAUUUGGUGACACCGUCCUGGGAAAAAAUAAAUCAUUAAUAAUAAUAAUAUCGAUACAAAGCGCAUGAUUACAAAUCCAUAUUGCGUUACCAUACAAGAUGACAAAAAAAUGGGGUUAGUCUUAUUUUCUUUUUUCUUUUCUGGAGAGGAAAGGUGCACAAUGAGACCAAAAUACCAUCUUGCUUAAGGAAUCCCAUCCUGCUGUAUAUAAGAGUCACCCAGGAUACCGGUACCUCUCUGUAUGAGUUAUAUUCUAUGUCAUCCUAUCAAUCCACACACAAACUGGACGGACAGACAGACAAAGAAGACAGCAAACGCUUGGGGAGUCCUAGUGUUUAAGAUGCAUUGUGGAGGCUUUAACAAUGGAGAGAACAAAAAAACUCAGAAUACAAUAACAUAUAGAAAGCAAAUAAUGUCUACUUUAUUUCUUAUUUUCUAAUAUAACGUUUGCCUUGUGGAGCUUAAAUCAAGUAUUGGUAGGUAAUCUCAAGCGCUGCACCUUGCUACUACUCUAGCUUUCCAGUUCCUUGGUUAGUGGGGAGCUGUCCACUGUGUGUGGUGCUGAAGCCCAGCCGCACAGAUUACUGGGGAGCUGUCCACUGUGUGUGGUUCUGAAGCCCAUCAGCACAGUUUACUGGGGAGCUGUCCACUGUGUGGUGCUGAAGCCCACCCGUACAGUUUACUGGGGAGCUGUCCACUGUAUGUGGUGCUGAAGCCCAUCCGCACAGAUUACUGGGGAGCUGUCCACUGUGUGUGGUGCUGAAGCCCAGCUGCACAGUUUACUGGGGAUCUGUCCACUGUGUGUGGUGCUGAAGCCCAGCCGCACAGUUUACUGGGGAGCUGUCCACUGUAUGUGGUGCUGAAAACCAACCGCACAGUCUAGUAUUAAUUACAGUUAGUGGGGAGCUGUCCACUGUUUCUAGUGCUGAAGCCCAGCCGCACAGCUUCCUGGGGAGCUGUCCGCUGUAAGACCAACCGCACAGUCUAGUAUUCAUUACAGUUAGUGCGGAGCUGUCCACUGUUUCUAGUGCUGAAGCCCAGUCACACGGUCCUUUAUUCUUUGUGGUUAGUGGGGAGCUGUCCACUGUGUGUGGUGCUGAAAGCCCAGCCGCACAGUCUAGUAUUCCUUGCGGUUAUUGGAGAGCGGUCCACUGUUCCUAGGGCUGAAGCCCAUUAGCACAGUCCAGUAUUAUUUGUGGUUAGUGGGGAGCUGUCCACUGUGUGUGGUGCUGAAGCCCAGUAGCACAGUCCAGUAUUCUUUGCAGUUAGUGAGGACCUGUCCAUUGUAUGUGGUGCUGAAGCCCAGUAGCACAGUCCAGUAAUCUUUGCAGUUAGUGAGGACCUGUCCAUUGUAUGUGGUGCUGAAGCCCAGUAGCACAGUCCAGUAUGCUUUGCAGUUAGUGAGGACCUGUCCAUUGUAUGUGGUGCUGAAGCCCAGUAGCACAGUCCAGUAUUCUGUGCAGUUAGUGAGGACCUGUCCACUGUAUGUGGUGCUGAAGCCCAGUAGCACAGUCCAGUAUUUUGUGCCGUUAGUGGGGAGCUGUCCACUGUGUGUGGUGCUGAAGCCCAGUAGCACAGUCUAGUAUCGCUUUCAGCUCUCUAUUAAGUUCUCUCUCCUUUACUUCUCUUUUGCCUUCAUUGAACACAUGUCCUGUUUGCUUAACUCCUGUCUAUGACCUGUACUUGUUGUACACAGAGAUAUUACAGUUUUUUUUGUACAAAGAAAAUUAUUAGGUGAUGUGCAAGUGCAGUCCUGAAGUGCAGUUAUGCAGUGACUAAUCCCAAAUAUCGAUAUGAUUUUCUUUGUUAUGUUGGAAAACAUGUGCCCUUAUUUUACCUCCUAUUGAUACUGAGGCGAACAUAGCUCUGUACUAUGCACUCUUUAAUGUAUGCUUUUGUUUUACUGCUGCUGAGGGGGGUGGGCGGACUGAGCAAACUCAAUUCAGUGGCAUGGAUUAGCUUCUAUUGUUACAGGAAUAAAUUUUAUAUAUUAAGCUUA
Messenger RNA from Rana temporaria (common frog), 2656 nucleotides. RefSeq names its product chromosome 2 C11orf87 homolog (gene C2H11orf87). The record is from RefSeq and is a predicted model, not a curated record. NCBI's taxonomy places the organism in Eukaryota, Metazoa, Chordata, Amphibia, Anura, Ranidae. The transcript is spliced from 2 exons. The coding region runs from base 166 to 624 and encodes 152 amino acids.